Molecule: messenger RNA, 1341 nt
Organism: Eubalaena glacialis (North Atlantic right whale)
Lineage: Eukaryota; Metazoa; Chordata; Mammalia; Artiodactyla; Balaenidae
Gene: MATN3
Product: matrilin 3
Exons: 7
Coding region: 1-1323 (440 amino acids)
Molecular function (GO): calcium ion binding
Source: RefSeq, a predicted model, not a curated record
AUGCUGCGCUAUCUGCCGGGACUGCUCCUGCUGCUCUGGCAGCUGCUGCUGCUGCCACCCCCCGCCGUCCCCGGCCCCCUGGACCGCCCCGGCUUCCUGAGGCUGGGGACCCGCGGCCCAGGGGGCAGCCCCGGACGCCGUCCCGCUCCGGCCGCCCCCACCGGCACGCCCUAUUCUGGGGUCGGCCAGCACGGCGGGGCCCGCGGCGCAGGUGUUUGCAAGAGCAUGCCCUUGGACUUGGUGUUUAUCAUUGAUAGUUCUCGUAGUGUACGGCCUCUGGAGUUCACCAAAGUAAAAACCUUUGUCUCACGGGUAAUUGACACUCUGGACAUCGGGCCGGCGGACACGCGGGUGGCAGUGGUGAACUACGCCAGCACCGUGAAGAUCGAGUUCCAUCUCCAGACCCACUCGGAUAAGCAGUCCCUGAAACAGGCCGUGGCGCGGAUCACACCCUUGUCCACAGGCACCAUGUCGGGCCUGGCCAUCCAGACAGCGAUGGACGAAGCCUUCACAGUGGAGGCAGGAGCUCGGGGACCCGCUUCCAACAUCCCUAAGGUGGCCAUCAUCGUGACAGAUGGGCGGCCCCAGGAUCAGGUGAACGAGGUGGCGGCUCGGGCCCAGGCAUCCGGUAUUGAGCUGUACGCCGUGGGCGUGGACCGGGCAGACAUGGAGUCCCUCAAGAUGAUGGCCAGUGAGCCCCUGGACGAGCACGUUUUCUAUGUGGAGACCUAUGGGGUCAUUGAGAAACUUUCCUCUAGAUUCCAGAAAACCUUUUGUGCUCUGGACCCAUGCGCGCUGGGCACACACCAGUGCCAGCAUGUGUGUGUCAGUGACGGGGAAGGCAAGCACCACUGUGAGUGCAGCCAAGGAUAUUCCUUGAAUGCCGAUAAGAAGACGUGUUCAGUUAUUGAUAAGUGUGCUCUUAACACUCACGGCUGUGAACACAUCUGUGUGAACGACAGAACUGGCUCUUAUCAUUGUGAGUGCUAUGAAGGUUAUACCUUAAAUGAAGACAGGAAAACAUGUUCGGCUCAAGAUCAGUGUGCUUUGGGCACACACGGCUGUCAGCACAUUUGUGUGAAUGACAGAGCUGGGUCUCAUCACUGUGAAUGCUACGAGGGCUAUACUCUGAAUGAAGAUAAAAAAACGUGUUCAGCCAUUGCAGAAGCACGAAGACUCAUCUCCACAGAAGAUGCUUGUGCAUGUGAAGCCACACUGGCAUUCCAGGAUAAGGUCAGCUCGUAUCUGCAGAGACUGAACACCAAGCUUGAUGACAUUUUGGAGAAGUUGCAAGCAAAUGAAUAUGGACAAAUACAUCGUUAAAUUCCUCAAAUUUUUUAC